Hypoxylon trugodes is the source of this 588-nucleotide messenger RNA. RefSeq lists its product as uncharacterized. The record is from RefSeq and is a predicted model, not a curated record. The transcript has a single exon. Lineage: Eukaryota; Fungi; Ascomycota; Sordariomycetes; Xylariales; Hypoxylaceae. Bases 1 to 588 code for a protein of 195 amino acids.
AUGGUGGUGACCUGGAGCGACCUUUCCCAGGAAAUAAGACAAAUGAUCUUAUCUUCCCUAGGAUCUUCGGGAACUAGUAUUGCUCCCUACGCCGCCGUCUCCAAGGAGUGGCAACAAUCCAUCGAGGCAAAGAACUUCAAGCAUCUAGCGAUACGUUAUGAAGACUUCGACGCCUUCGGCAAGCUGUCUCGUCCCCAUCAGAAACUCGUCGAGCACAUCCAGCUUUGCAUGGAACUCAAAGAGUAUGAUUGUAACUCUUGCGAGUCAUACACACUGCAGAGAAAUGCCAUCUACAACGAAUGGAUGUUGAAUCGCUCAACCACUCAAUUCUUUAAAAUAUUAAAGAAUUGGGAUAUUAGGGAAGAGGGCGACCCCGGAUUAACCCUCGAGAUCAACAUUUACUCUCCUAGUGACUUCAAACAUGCAUUCAAGCACUAUGAGCACGGAAAUCACCCAACAGACGAUGGCGGAGUACAGAACAUAACCGAUGCUCGCCAUGGCUGGUACUACGGCCUCCGCCUUGAUCCCCCGGACGCUGCCACAAUUGAUAGAGUACAUGGAUUCGUGAAGCAGGACUACAGGCUAUAG